CCUGACCCGUGUCCUGCACACACAGGGGUGUUCCAGGAGAUGACAAAGCACGAGUGUUACUUCAUCAACGGCACCGAGCGGGUGAGGAACGUGUACAGGCACAUCUACAACCGGGAGCAGUACGUGCACUUUGACAGCGAUGUGGGGGUGUUUGUGGGGGACACCCCGUAUGGGGAGAAGGUGGCCAGGAAAUGGAACAGCGACCCGGAAACUAUAGAGUACUAUAGAGCAGGAGUGGACACAUACUGCCGGCACAACUACAAGAGUGUCACCCCGUUCACGGUGGAGAGGAGAG
Neopelma chrysocephalum (saffron-crested tyrant-manakin) is the source of this 295-nucleotide messenger RNA. Its product is annotated as class II histocompatibility antigen, B-L beta chain-like. Gene Ontology annotation, cellular component: MHC class II protein complex; membrane. The transcript has a single exon. NCBI's taxonomy places the organism in Eukaryota, Metazoa, Chordata, Aves, Passeriformes, Pipridae. The record is from RefSeq and is a predicted model, not a curated record. Gene Ontology annotation, biological process: antigen processing and presentation; immune response. The annotation marks the transcript as partial.